AUGUCAAUUUUACAAGAACAGCUUCGAUAUAUCAUAUUCUCUCAAUGGCGCCGCAACAGCGAACGGCAGCAGCCCGCACAUCAACGACGUGUUGGGAAGGGCACCACUACGAUCAGAUUCGAUCAAAUGAGUAAAUUUAAAGCGAAGAUUAUAAUAUUUCUGAUUCUGUUGAACGAUGUUUUCUGUGUUCAUUACUGGAAAAUUAGCGAUGAUAAGAAGCAGAUUGAAGCAGUGCCAGAUUCACCUUAUACGCUUGCCUAUCCCGGGUCACUUGUUGACUUUUUGCGUCAGGUGGAUAGUGUGAAGAAAUUUGGAAAAACAUCUGUUGAGUUGAACAGUGUGCUCAAAUCCAUCAAUGAUCGUGAGUUGCGGGAUGAUCCCGAGAUCGAAGAACGCCUACGAGCAGAGAACGAGCACUGUAAAACAGCAGGGACAAUUGGUCUGGAUCGGUCCAAUUUUAAAACAUCUUACGCUGCUGAACUGUGCCCAGAUUUCCACAAAUAUUACGAGAGAUACACUGCAUUCGUCAAAGAAUAUUUUGAUAUGACCCCAGAUGAUGAAAAAUUGCUGCCUCGUUGCCGUCAAUGGCAUCAAGAAGGUCAACUAAAAGGUCUUUCAAAGGAAGAAAAUGAGUUGGAAAUGAAGAUUCGCAGCCCUGAUCCUGACUAUGGAGAGAUUCUCAAAGGAUAUUUUCCACGUAUUAAGAAGAUUGUGCCUUCGGGAUCACCAGAAUACGGAGCUAUCAUUGCAGCACUACUUUCAGACCAGCUUGAUACAAUAAACGCAAAUCCUUACCUUCAUUUGGCGGCUGCUGCUUAUUGGCGACAAAACGGUGAUCUGAGCGAGGCCCUCAGUUGCUACAGAACGGCAAUAGUACAUGCGGAAAGAGCACUGAAGAAGGGCGAUGAAAGCGCUCAAGUUAGCCUAGAUGCCAUUCAUAUCGCAGCUGCUACCCUAUUUAACAAAGCUGAUGUACCAGACUCUGCUAUAGCAAUAUUGGAGCACUCUUUCGCAAUCGACGACACAACUAGCCGAUCACCUUGUGUCUUUUUGAAGGCACAAGCUACACUAGCUGAUGCAGCAUACCUGAAAUUAGAUUCCUCAAGAGCUCACGGAAUUGAAGUCGAGCAAGUGGCCGACUUUGCUCGUGUAGUCACCUACUUCUCGGAGCCUUUCAUGAAGCAACUGAUGGUACCUCCCAAUGAUUCGAGUUACGUAGCAGAAUUAUUGAAACUUCAUGAAGUUCUUCUCAAAAAAUUGGGCGCCAUGAGCUGUCAGAUUGAUCUCUUCGUGGAGUUAGCGAAGCAAAAGGAAAACCUUGACCAUCUUGUCUCGGAGAAGUUGCGUUUCAAUGACAUGUAUGGUGAUCAGAUGAAAAUUGCUGAUCAAAUCAGGAGUCGCAUGAUCAGUGAGAAAAUGCGGCGUUCGAUGACACUAGGAUAUGAGGAAGCAAAGUAUGGCUACAAUCCAUAUAGAUUGUGCCGAACGAUCAGUACAAAACGUUUUCCUCGAUCGAACCAUCCAGGAAACAUGGUUCAAAUGUACCAUUGCGAACUAACUAAUUCGGUUGCGUAUGAAGAAUCUAUGUUACCGCUAAGGAAAGCGACAGCAAGAAACAGACCGCCGCUGAACGACACUGUUUGGCGUGUCGCUGAAGUAUUCGGUAGAGACAAGAGUUUCGAAAAAAAAUUAGAGUCACUAGAAGGAAAAGCCCCUCUAAAACCACAAAUGCCAAAGAAGUACCCUCUUGACAGUGCGGCAUGGUCUACAGUGCGUGAUCGUUUCUGGCGUCGAGCUGAUUGGCCAAACAGUGUCGAUUGUCAGGCGAUCAUCUCGAGGACGGAUAUAUUCAACCAAAAGUGGUUCCCUCAAGUUUUUAUCAGCCCAGAGAAUAAAGGAUAUGUCGUUGCUGAUUACCUCACUCGAGGAAUUGGGUUGGAACCUCACGAACAGCAUCCAUUACCAUGGCGGGAGCCCUACUGUAAGCCGGUAGACAUGGUUGGCCAUGAGCUCAGUUUUCUGACUGGUCUCGUCACUGCAGUACAUACCCGACCUUCAGCUGAAUACGCUGAAACCCGGCUAAAAUCUGUACUUGUACGUCUUGCUGAUCGUAUCAUGGAGGACAUAGAGGUAGCACAGAGAAUUCGAUCAAUGAUGGAUUAUAAAGUUGGCCCAAGAUGGUUGGCGACGAAUCUAGCAGCUCUGUAUUGGCGGGUGAAAGGGAAUCCUAAGCAAGCUGCAUUCUGCCUCAUUGAGGCUAUACUAGAAAAGUACAGCUAUACAGAUAUUGCUUUUGUGCAACUUGCUCAAGUGAUCUUGAGAGUGACUGGACAAAAGGCGGAUCCUGCUAAACUAUUGCUGAUGGCAAACGGUUCUGGCGGAGAGGAGCCUCUUGUGUACUGGCUUCGAGCACGCGUAGCUCUCCUGUCCAAUGAUGUCGAUGAAGCACUAAAAUUUCUCAAAUUGUCUUUAGACAGAGAUCCAUUCAACACGGUGGUUGCUGAAGAUUUACUGAAAGUAGCGUGUAGCGGAAAGUCCUCGAAACUGGUAAUUUCGUCACGUUUUCCUACUGUUUGCUGUUCCUCUGUAGUGCAAAACGCUGUUUGUUUUAAGACUGGACAUAAAAGAGGCGAACAAUGUUAUGUUGUUGAUACUGAAGACGGUUCUGGUCGACUGAUCUAUAAUCGCUGCAAUGGCGUGUACACGGGGGAGAGUUAUCCGACGGCACCAUAUGUGAAUAUUGUCUCACCGUUUCUACCUAUUUAUAAUACUGUGUCGAAGCGCGAAGGACCACCGUUUGCUGAAGACGAAAGUAGCGUUCAAACAAUAGAUACCGAAGAAUUACCACUGGACUAUGGUGGCUCAGCGGCAUUUUUUGCACCGCGACCUGUAGAAUGGUGGACACGAGCUAAGAACGAAAUGCGUUAUGUGUUAUCGAGUAAUGAAGGAGAAAUCGAUUGGUGGGAGGAAGAUGGGGAAAGUGAACUGGCUGAAGUACCACCGAAGCCUUUAUCGUUUCUUUGGAUCAAAGAUCGUCGAGAGAUGUUACGCUACGAUGCAAAGCUUCCCGCACUCCUCCCUGCUCCAUCGAUGCAUCAGAUCCGCAAAGGAUUAUCAUUAUUCCCUCCACCUCGACAAUCCCAUAAUCUUUGCAGUGGUGUGAAGAAGUUAUCGAUUCUUCUCGAAAAUCAGGUUUCAACCUGGGUUUCGGUUACAGCAAAAGGUGAAGAUAUUGCCAAGUACGUGGAUCUUCGAGGACCAGUCCCAGGAGUGGCUGGUUUGCAACCAGUGUGUCCGUCGAUUGAUCAACGAGAGGCGUCUCCACUUUUGGGAUUGGAUCAUUUGCCAGCGUUUGCAUUGAGUGAUCAAUUCUUGUUCUAUAAACCCGAAAAAGCUCUUACAGACGCUCUCAAGUCGUUGGGAAAUGAGAGAGAUUCCAUCGAACACGUGGCAGCACGAUUGCAUACCGCUUUGGUGGCGAAUGGGAUGGGAAAGAAUGGUCAAACAGUGAACUGGUUGCUAUGCGUUUUGUCUUCGUUGUACUGGCGAGUUGUGGGCGAUGCACAGAAAGCAGUUGGAUGUUUGCAAUGUGCUCUUCAAACAGCCCCACAGCACACGAGAGAUGUUGCUUUGGUGUCGCUUGCAAACAUUUGCCAUCAAGCCGGACUUCUUCACUCCGCAUUAAUCGCUGCCGGAACAGCAUUAUCAGCAAGUCCCAACCUUGUUGCUAUUCAUUUCACUAUUGCGAACAUCUACGCAUCAAUGGGCGACUAUCAACGUGCACUUGAGUUUUAUUAUUCGACGCUAUCACUGCAGAUGAAUUUUGAACCAGCCAAAGAGAGAAUUCGAGCCAUUUAUUGCCAUUCUGGAAAGAAGUUCGACUUCCAAGCGGUCUAA
Molecule: messenger RNA, 3897 nt
Organism: Necator americanus (New World hookworm)
Lineage: Eukaryota; Metazoa; Nematoda; Chromadorea; Rhabditida; Ancylostomatidae
Exons: 32
Coding region: 1-3897 (1298 amino acids)
Biological process (GO): actin filament polymerization
Cellular component (GO): actin cytoskeleton; cytoplasm
Molecular function (GO): protein binding
Source: RefSeq, a predicted model, not a curated record